Glossina fuscipes is the source of this 2671-nucleotide messenger RNA. RefSeq names its product zinc transporter 9 (gene ZnT49B). NCBI's taxonomy places the organism in Eukaryota, Metazoa, Arthropoda, Insecta, Diptera, Glossinidae. The transcript is spliced from 10 exons. Gene Ontology annotation, cellular component: membrane. Gene Ontology annotation, molecular function: monoatomic cation transmembrane transporter activity. The record is from RefSeq and is a predicted model, not a curated record. Gene Ontology annotation, biological process: zinc ion transport; transmembrane transport. The coding region runs from base 276 to 2303 and encodes 675 amino acids.
AUGACCACCCACAUUCCAUGAAUAUGUUUUCAUAAAUUAACGACUGAUUCAUAGCAAAAUUAAUGAAAAAGACUUCAAAUAACCGAAAAAAAGGAAAGCAGCUAUUUAUCGUUGAUUUUGCGUUUUCCUGUGUUUUGAACAAACUACGUCAGGUCUCUGUCGUUGAAGCCUGUUCAAGAAAUUUAACAGGAGGAGACGAGGUGUUAAUAAUUUUUUGUGAACAAGUUUAGAAAAAUUUCGCGCAGCAUAAAAAGUAGCACUUAAGGAUUUCUAAUAUGUUGCCCCGCAGCGUGGAUUUAGUGCGAAGCUUACAUCUUAAACAAUGCUUUAUAGGUCAACAAGCUUUAAAGCGAUUUCAUAGGCUAAUAUUAUUAUCGGGUUAUGGCGAAAUAGUGCCUAUAAAAAUUGCCAGAACAAUUUGCUCCCAUAAAGAUAAGAAAUUAGCUGCGUCCGCAUUUACAACGACGAGUUCUUCUGGUUCUACCCGCGAUUCUUUGAUUACAACGCAAACCAAAACGACAGAAAACACAGCUACCGAGCCGAAAGCAGUCAGUGAAACUCAGCUGGCAUCUUUGAUGUCAGCGGAUGCGCCUACACAAACAAAAAAACUCGAUAUUGAGACAUCAAAAGGCAUUCUAUCAAUAACCACCACUAUCGAAGAUUCAAAAAUAAACGAAAUUGUAUUUGAAAAAACCAAUUCUCUUACAAUCGAUACGCCUAUUGAAACUACGGCAGAAAGUAUUUUAAAAAAAGAGGCAGACGUUAUUCCGACGAUAACAAAGGAAUUGAGCAAGACCACUAAUGCUGUUAUUAAACAAGUUAAUGCAGCCGCAAAAGCUGCUAGUAUGACAAUACAGAUGUCUAAAGCCACAAGUGAUGAACUCUUAACAAAGAAGACAUCGAGCAGUAAAGCUCCGUCAGAAGUGAAGACAAAACCCAAACGCAUCAAAGUUGAUUGUAAUCGUUCCUCAUUGGAACGCAACUUUAUAACACCCGCACGCGCCAUGAGUGACUUCUUGUUAAAGGCUGCCGAUUUAGAGCCUUUGCCAAAAAUCAAGCGACGUUCACCGUACGAACAAGAACCUCCCAUUACUGUAUACUGGCGGAAGGAUGUUGAAGCUAAAGCGAUAGAAGUGUGGGGUUCAAAGGAGAUUCUGCUUAGAGAAACCCUUAAACGCGAGCUUGAACGUAAGACACAUCAACAGAAUAUCUUCACUGUGAAACGAAGACUGCGCGAUUACCGCCGUGAAAUGGGAUAUAGAACUACAACAAUCGAAGACGAACCCGGCCUAAGAGGGAAAUCUGGAAAAGUUGUAUUGAUAGCUAUUGGCAUUAAUGGACUGAAUUUUUUAUUUAAAGUGGGCGGUUGGCUUUAUUCGGGUUCGCAUAGCAUGUUUGCUGAAGCUGUGCAUUCAUUGGCGGAUACCAUAAAUCAAUUAAUUUUGGCGUACGGCAUCCAUAAAUCAACACAAAUGGCCGACCCCGAUCAUCCGUAUGGUUACAGUAAUAUGAAAUAUGUUUCAUCUUUAAUAUCAGGCGUGGGUAUCUUUUGCGUGGGUACCGGUCUAUCAGUAUAUCAUGGUAUUACGGGCAUAAUGAAUCCAGAGCCUAUGGAGAAUUUCCUUUGGGCUCUCUUCAUUUUAGGUGGCUCUUUAGUUUCUGAAGGCGCGACACUUUUAGUUGCAGUGAAUGAAAUACGUCGCGCUGCUAAACUGAGUGGUAUUCCUUUUAAAGAAUAUGUUAUCACUGGCAAAGAUCCCUGCGUUAACGUGGUAUUAACGGAAGACGCGGCUGCUGUAGCUAGUGUGGUGGUGGCCGCAUGUUGUAUGGGUGUAUCUAUUUAUACGGGUUCUCCCGUAUACGACGCUGUUGGGUCUCUUUUAGUAGGUAGUUUAUUGGGGGCCGUCGCUUCGUUUAUAAUUUACACUAAUGUUGCCGCUUUGGUUGGCAGAUCUAUACCUCAGGAACAUUUGGAGCGCAUUAAUUCGGAGCUGGAAAGUGAUAUUAUGAUACGAGCUAUACAUGACGUUAAAGGUAUCGAUAUGGGCAACUCUUUGGUACGUUAUAAGGCUGAAAUAGACUUUGACGGUCGCGAAUUAACUCGCUUUUAUUUCGAUAAACAAGAACUAAGCGAACUCCUAAAGGUUGUCAAAUCUUUUCAAACCGUCGAUGAAUUAGAGCAAUUCCUCUUGAGUCAUGGAGAAAAUAUAGUUGAUUUAAUGGGCGGUGAAAUUGAUCGCAUUGAAAUGAAACUACGUAAAAAAUUCCCUGAAAUACGUCAUUGUGAUCUAGAGAUUCUUUAAUUGUACUCUAAUGGAGAUGUAUAUAUAUAUAUGUAUAUAUAUGUAUAUGUAUAUAUAUGUAUAUAUUUUUGUUUAGUCACCAUCCCAGCCGUUUUCUGUUAACCGAAUUGUGGCUUCUUCUACUUCAGAAGAAAUUACCCUGAAAUGCGUCAUUGUGAUUUAGAGAUUCUCUAGUUGUGCCCUAAUGGAGAUGUAUAUGAAUAUACAUAUAUAUUUGCACAUAUAUAUGUAUUUAUUUUUGUUUAGUUACCAUCCUAGCCGUUUUCUGUUAAACGAAUUAUGGCUUCUUGCACUCUACAUUUGCAACAGCGUACGAAUGUGUACAUUAAUAUUGCCUUAAGCAUAAAAAAACUUGUUUUUUUACUGUU